Syzygium oleosum is the source of this 5226-nucleotide messenger RNA. Its product is annotated as putative E3 ubiquitin-protein ligase LIN-1. The coding region runs from base 544 to 5046 and encodes 1500 amino acids. Gene Ontology annotation, molecular function: ubiquitin-protein transferase activity; protein binding. Gene Ontology annotation, biological process: protein ubiquitination. The record is from RefSeq and is a predicted model, not a curated record. Lineage: Eukaryota; Viridiplantae; Streptophyta; Magnoliopsida; Myrtales; Myrtaceae. The transcript has 16 exons.
UCCACUCCAAUGCUUCCAUCGUCAUCGCCUUGCCGCCAGCCGAAGCCGGCCGGCUCAGCUACUCCCCCCUCUCUGUCUCUUUCUCCCUGGCGUUGAAUGUUUCCAACAUUCAUUUCCAUGGAAACUGUCCUGAAUGAAGUCCUCGCAAAUGGAACAGAGUAACGGCUUUCUUUAAUCCCUUUUCAUCUUCUUUUUCAUUCCCAUUUCCGGGUAGUUUACGAAGAGACUAAAAGAGUGCCGCCUCAGUUUUUCUAACCCGGUUUUUCGUUAAUUUAGUGAAUGAUGAAUUGCCCUGGUGCUUCUGUUGCAUCGGCAGAGUUCGUGUCUGCAUGAACCUUGUGCUUUAUAUCGAUCGAGCUGCGCCGCUGGGACGGACUGAUCAGGGGGUGGAGAGUGAAGAAACCGGUAGUUGCCAUGCUGCAGUUUUGUUAUGGGAGACUAGAGAAUAAGGCUCGACUUAGCAGAGAUCGUUUGAAACUGUCUGGACCAAUGUCCGGAUCAGAGUAGCCUGAGAGAGAGGAACAAGCAAGGCGACCGGAGAAAAUGUCUGGCAAUUACAGAUCCUCAAUGGACCAGGAGGACAUAGUUCAGUUGUUGAUCACGAACAUCGGGAGUUUUAUCCAGGACCGGCUGAUCAACAAGGAGCAGAGGAUACGCCAAAAGGAACAGUGUGCGGAGAGAUUGGCGGCCGAGGGAGGUAGCAACCACAUGGGCACCGAGGUUCGAUAUUCUGAUCAGGCAGUGCUGGCGAAUUUGGAUUGGGGGAUAGAUGCCCUUGAAGAAGCUAUCAAUACCUCCAACAUGGAGACGAAGCUUGCCCGGUUGGACUACGCUGAGAAGAUGCUGCAAGUGUGCGCGAUGUUGAAUUCGCAGCAGAAGACCGCCGGAGUCCCCAAUUUCUACCUCUCUGCUUGGGCGCAGCUCAAUCUUUCAUACUUGUGGAUGCUGAGGAACGACGAUCGCGAGUCCGCACUUCAUGUCAUUGAGAUGUUCAUUGUGGACCCUUUCUUUUCACGGAUCGAUUUCGCUCCCGAUCUUUGGAGGGACCUGUUUCUUCCGCACAUGAGCUCGAUCGUCGGGUGGUACACGGAGGCGAGGCACAGGCUCGUGAUGGAUGCAAUUCCGGACGCUUCUGACAUGUCCUUCACGGCUGAUAUGGACCAGUUUCUCAACGAGUCAGUUGUCUUCUCGAUGAGGCCCGAUCAGAUGGAGAAGAUGCAGAAGCUCGAGAAGCUCUAUCGAGAGUCCUUGGAUGAGAAUACGAGGCUUUAUGCGAAGUACUAUAGGGACUGCAUGAACUGCGAUUCGAGCAGCGGCAAGAAGGUAAUGCCCAUGUUCCCGAUCGCAGAACCCCCGAUGACUCCCUUGCAUGAGUUGAGCCGUUCCAUUCCAGAUUACAUGAAAUUCGGUCCGAUUCUGCCCAAGAGUUCGGGGUUUUCUCCGAUCCUGCAAUCAAAUGAUGGCGCGAGACAAGCGAGCAGAUUAAGAAAUGUAGCCUCUGGUAUUUCCGAGGAUAUGGAGGAGUAUGUCGCCCGCGAGCACCACGAAGAGCUAACUGACAAGAACGACAACGAUUCUGAAUAUGAGAACGAUGAGCCCUCCAUGGUUUCCGAAUAUAAGAAUCGCAGCCUAAUCUCUCUCAAGAGUAUGAGAAUCGCUGAGGAAAAAAGCAACGGGCACGAACGACUUCCGAACCCAGCAAAAGUUCGAUCGAGUCCCAAAAUGUUCACUCCUGUCGAUUCCCCCAAAACUACUUCUAAGGUUUCAUCUCCAAAAGCCGACACAUAUGACAGAAAGGAACCAGCAGCAGUAUUGCGCCUGCUUUCAGGACGCAUCCGAGAUUCCACAAUGUUCAACUCUUUGCCUCAAUCGCCACACCUAAAUGGUGAUUUCAGUAUAAACUCUGCGAAUUCGGAUGGUGAAGUCAUUUUGCCGCAUAGAAGCUGCAGGAAAAGCAACAGCAGAGCACAGAGCAUAAGCAAUGACUAUGUGAGAGGCCAAGUAUUUGACAAUAGUUUUCAUACUGAAAGUGACGACGAUAAUAAUAGCUGCAUUUCGCUCCCACUAUCUGACAAUCAAACUUGUCGAACAAAACCGCCCAAAGAUUUUGUCUGCCCAAUCACAGGCCAGCUUUUCAGCGAUCCGGUUACCCUUGAAACGGGUCAGACAUAUGAAAGAAGAGCAAUUCAAGAAUGGAUAGAGAGGGGAAACACGACUUGUCCCAUCACUCGGCAAGCUCUCUCCGCGAGCACAUUGCCCAAGACAAACUACGUCCUUAAAAGACUAAUCACAUCUUGGAAAGAACAGUAUCCUGAUAUUGCUCAAGAAUUUUCAUAUGCAGAAACACCAAGAAACUCGAGGAGUUCUUCCUCUAUGACCGAAAACCUUGAACCUUCAAAUGUGUCCAGGACAUUUGACUUCCCCACUAAUACAAACUCAGAUGGGUACACGAAUCUGAGGCGCAAAAGAUUUACACAAGGAGUAGUAUCUACAUCACCAACGAGUGUCAUAUCUCAAGCCGCUACGGAGACAAUCAUAAAUGGGCUAAAGCCACAUGUCUCAUGCCUUUGUACAUCAGAGGACUUGCAAGAAUGUGAGGCGGCAGUCCUGACAAUUGCCAAGACCUGGAAGGAGACAAAAGGGGAUCCUGCAAUUCAUUCAUACUUGUCCAAACCUACGACUCUGAAUGGGUUAGUUGAAAUAUUAUCGGCUUCACUGAAUAGGGAGGUUCUCAGAUAUUCAAUUUACAUUCUCUCGGAGUUAAUAUAUGUCGAUGAAUCUAUUGGAGAGACCCUCACUAGUGUCGACUCUGAUUUCGAUUGCCUGGCUGAAUUACUCAAGAACGGUCUUGCCGAGGCUGCUGUCCUCAUAUACCAGCUGAGGCCGCCAUACGCCCAGCUUUCAGCCAACAACCUCGUACCCUCCCUUGUGCAGUUGAUACUUAACAAAAGCGAAGAUCUGAAUGAUCUCCAACUGUUAAUCGAACCAAAGGACGCUGCUAUAGUGAUGCUCGAGCAGAUUUUGAUGGGAGGGGACAAAAACGGCCGGUCCACCAAUGCUCAAAGUGUUAUUUCGGCAAAUGGAGUUCCGGGCCUGAUCAAGUACAUGGACAAGGUUGAAGUAAGGCAGUCAAUUAUCUCCAUACUACUGUGCUGUAUGCACGCUGAUAGAACUUGCAGGAAUUUGAUAGCAAACAGAGUCGAAUUGUCUUCGGUCCUUGACCUAUUUCAUGCUGGAAAUGACAAUGUAAGAGGCAUUUGCAUAGACUUUCUGCUGGAACUAGUCCAAACGGACAGAAGAACAAUCUGCAACCAGAUAUUGCAGUUGAUCAAAGACGAAGGUGCAUUUAGCACCAUGCACACCCUCCUGGUGCAUCUUCAAAUGGCUCCUAUGGAGCAACAACCAGCUAUUGCUACACUUCUUCUUAUGCUUGAUCUCCUGGGAGAACCUAGGAACAUGAGCAUUUACAGGGAAGAAGCAAUAGAGGCCCUGAUCGAGGCACUGCAGAAGAAGGAUUUUCCCAAUUCCCAGAUAAUGGCUUUGAAUGCUCUAUUAUGUCUUUCGGGACGCUUGACCGCCUCGGGAAAAUCCUGCACUGAAGCUUGGUUGCUGAAGGUUGCAGGGUUCGAUCAACCAUUCAAUGCUCUAAUGAAGGUGGAAAGGCCAACAAUGCAUGAGAAUGAAUUGGCAGAGACAAUGGAAGAGGAAGAGAAAGCUGCAAAUUCUUGGGAGAGAAGAGUGGCCUUUGUCCUUUGCAACCACGAAAAGGGAUUCAUUUUCAAAUCUUUAGGGGAGUGCCUCAAAAGUAAUUCCAUUGAACUGGCGAAAUCAUGCCUCGUGAUUGCCACGUGGCUCACGUACAUGCUUUCUGUUCUUCCUGAUACCGGCAUGAAAAGUGCUGCUCGGAAGUCUUUCCUCGAUGAAUUCAUAAACGUGCUCCAGUCAUCUAAGAACUUAGAGGAGAAGAUUUUGGCCACCUUAGCAAUAAAAACUUUCAUCAGCGACCCAGCGGCACUUGAAGAACUGGGAAUGUACGCUAAAUGCAUUUACAAAACGCUGGGAAAGCUGAAGAAGCAUUCAGUAUUAGUUGCUGACAUAUUAAAGGCCUUGAUGAACUUGACAUCUGUGAAUGCAACAGAGUUAUGGAGUUACAGUGAAGUGAUCGAAUUGGAAUCGUCUGCAAAUGGCGAGGUCCUGUCUUUGCUUCAUUUGAAGGGACUGCUUCUAAGCAGCCAUUCUGACGGAACCAUUAAGGUCUGGGACGCUAGCAAGAGGGUCUUGAGAUUGAUCCAAGAGGUUCGCGAGCACACAAAAGCUGUUACAUGCCUCUACGUUCCCCCUUCUGGUGACAGACUGUACAGUGGUUCCUUGGACAAGACGAUCCGGGUAUGGGUAAUCAAAGCUGAAGAAGUCCAUUGUGUUCAAGUCCAUGAUGUGAAAGAGCCGGUGUACGAGCUAACCGCCAACGCGCAUAUCGCAUGCUUCAUUUCUCAAGGAACCGGGGUCAAGGUAUAUAAUUGGUCAGGGACUCCAAAGCAUAUAAAUUUCAACAACAACAGAACGGCACGGUGCCUCGCCAUGGCCGGGGGUAAGCUCUACUGUGGCUGUUCUGGAUACAGCAUCCAGGAGGUGGACUUGGCAAAGUCGACAUCGGGUACGUUCUACUCAGGGACUAGGAAGUUGCUUGGGAAGCAAACUAUUCAUUCCCUGCUUAUUCACGAUAGCCUUCUCUUCGCCGGCGGUUCAUCCGUGGAUGGAACAGCGGGAAAGGUAUUCUCUCUGCCCAGUAAGGCCAUAAGCGGGUCGCUCUCGACGGGGUUCGACAUCCAACGGAUGGCAGUGAGCAACGACUUCAUAUUCACGGCAACAAAAUGCGGGAUCAUUGAGGUCUGGUUGAAAGAGAGAGUUGCGAGGGUCGCCUCCAUCAAGAUGGGCAGUGGAGGGAACACCGCCAAGAUUACAUCCUUGGCCGCGGACGCUGACGGAGGCAUGCUUUUCGCUGGCUCCUCAGAUGGCAAGAUCCAGGGUUGGACUCUCCUGGACUAGACACACUGCCAGCUAUAGGAAGAAAUAUACAAACUAUAGUGCAGAUCAUGCCAGCAGAAAAGAAUAGAAAUUUUGUAUCUUGGUAUAUGCUUGGCAAUCAUGAUUUUCCUUUAUGUACGAAGCUGAAUCGUAUGUCCCUUGACAUUACAUUUGUAUCAGCCUGAUAACGUUGGACGUUAG